AUGCUAAAAAUUCUCCUCCCUACUAUUAUGCUUAUCCCCACUAUUUGAAGCAUCCCAGCCAAACACCUCUGAUCCGCCACCCUUUCUUACAGUUUAGCUAUUUCCUUAAUUAGCUUAACCUGGCUAAAAUCGUCCGCAGAAUCAGGCUGGUCCUUCCUUAGCCCUUACAUGGCAACUGACCCCCUCUCCACCCCCCUCCUCACACUAACCUGCUGACUUCUCCCUUUAAUAAUUCUUGCAAGUCAAAACCACACAGCAUCUGAACCUUUCUCCCGCCAACGAACCUACAUCACUCUCCUUACAUCCCUACAAAUUUUUCUCAUUAUAGCCUUCAGUGCAACCGAAGUAAUUAUGUUUUAUAUUAUAUUUGAAGCCACCCUCAUUCCAACCCUAGUAAUUAUUACUCGCUGGGGAAAUCAAACAGAACGACUAAACGCGGGCACUUACUUUCUAUUUUAUACGCUAGCAGGAUCCCUACCACUACUCGUCGCCCUUUUACUUCUCCAAAACAAUACCGGGACCCUAUCCCUCCUGACACUACAAUAUGCCCCUUCCAUACAACUUUUCUCUUUCGCUGACAAGCUAUGAUGGGCCGGGUGCUUGCUCGCCUUUCUAGUAAAAAUGCCCCUUUAUGGGGCCCAUCUUUGACUUCCCAAAGCACACGUUGAAGCCCCAAUCGCCGGCUCCAUAGUACUAGCCGCAGUUUUACUAAAACUGGGGGGUUACGGAAUAAUACGCAUAAUGAUUAUACUAGAGCCCCUCACCAAGGAACUCAGCUAUCCCUUUAUUAUUUUAGCCCUCUGAGGAGUGAUUAUAACAGGCUCCAUCUGCCUACGCCAAACAGACUUAAAGUCACUAAUUGCUUACUCCUCAGUAAGCCACAUAGGUCUCGUAGCAGCAGGAAUUCUAAUCCAAACCCCCUGAGGCUUCACAGGCGCCCUCAUUCUAAUAAUCGCACACGGCCUGACUUCCUCCGCCCUCUUCUGUCUAGCCAAUACAAAUUACGAACGCACACACAGCCGGACUAUAGUUUUAGCCCGAGGACUUCAAAUGGUCUUGCCCCUAAUGACCGCGUGAUGAUUCAUUGCCGGCCUUGCAAACCUCGCCCUUCCCCCUCUUCCAAAUUUAAUAGGGGAACUAAUAAUUAUUACCUCCUUAUUCCACUGAUCUUGAUGAACAAUUGCACUUACCGGAGCCGGAACCCUUAUUACUGCAAGCUACUCCUUGUACAUGUUCCUUAUAACACAACGAGGUCCCCUACCAGCACAUAUUAUUUCCCUCGACCCAACACAUUCCCGAGAACACCUACUCCUAACCCUCCACCUCCUUCCCCUAAUUCUUCUAAUCUCCAAGCCCGAAUUAAUCUGAGGCUGGGCUGCCU
This is a messenger RNA of Neolamprologus brichardi, 1381 nucleotides long. NCBI's taxonomy places the organism in Eukaryota, Metazoa, Chordata, Actinopteri, Cichliformes, Cichlidae. The record is from the annotation of a RefSeq genome assembly.